AUGGGGCUAGAGGAGAAUCAGAUCCGGCCCCCCACCACGCCCAUUUUGGGCUUCAACAGCCAAAGAGUAUAUCCGAAGGGAGUCAUUCGCUUAACUGUGGUGGCUGGAGAACGCGCCUUGCCAGUAGACUUUCUCAUUAUAGAUUCCACCACAAACUACAACGCCAUCAUGGGGAGAAAUUGGAUCCACCGGAUGCAGGGGAUAGUCUCAACUCUACAUCAGGUGAUGCGGUGUCAAUCACUCAACGGGCGCUACACCGUUGAUAUCAAGGGCUGCCAGAAGCAGACCAAAAAGCGCUUCCUUACCUUGAAAGACAUAAAUAACUCUGGCACUGCUUCCCAUAAUGACUCCCCUGACAAAUAG
Messenger RNA from Humulus lupulus (European hop), 363 nucleotides. RefSeq lists its product as uncharacterized. The transcript has a single exon. The record is from RefSeq and is a predicted model, not a curated record. Lineage: Eukaryota; Viridiplantae; Streptophyta; Magnoliopsida; Rosales; Cannabaceae. Bases 1 to 363 code for a protein of 120 amino acids.